AUGCCAGAGGGGAACAAGGAAUCUAUGACAGCAAAAACCCGUCUCGCAAUGUCGCUGCCAGGUCAACCUCAACGCGCCACUCUGUCCAACCUCCUGCGACAUCUGCAUGCACCGUUUGCAGCCUUCUACGAAACAGUCAGCGAUCGCCACAUCAUGAGUGACGGGAACAGUACACCAUCUACUGCGGCGAUGCUGAUGAAAGGAAGAUUACCGCAUUUUGUUCCUGCUUGCAAAGUGUCGAGGUUUUUGGAGCAGUGGUCAAGACAAAAAUACUAUGGUGUUGAAGAGAUGAACACGGAGCCAGGUGUUCUUGGUCUUUUUCACUACAUUCUUGAUGCUCUUAUACGCUCCCCAGGCCACCGACACCAGAUAAACGUAGCUGGUGAAUUCAGAUUCUGUCGAAGACCGACGCAAUCACAUGUUUUGUCGAACUCGGUCAGCUUCUUUCAUUCCUUCAUUUCAGCUGAUGCUAUUGCUGCUAAGUUAUUAGAACGAUGUCAUCAGCAAAACGUAGAUGUUAUAGCUGCCGACUAUCAAUCUUAG
Necator americanus (New World hookworm) is the source of this 543-nucleotide messenger RNA. RefSeq lists its product as uncharacterized. The transcript is spliced from 3 exons. NCBI's taxonomy places the organism in Eukaryota, Metazoa, Nematoda, Chromadorea, Rhabditida, Ancylostomatidae. The record is from RefSeq and is a predicted model, not a curated record. Bases 1 to 543 code for a protein of 180 amino acids.